This is a messenger RNA of Rhodotorula graminis WP1, 726 nucleotides long. RefSeq lists its product as uncharacterized. Gene Ontology annotation, molecular function: syntaxin binding; SNAP receptor activity. Gene Ontology annotation, cellular component: SNARE complex; plasma membrane. Gene Ontology annotation, biological process: exocytosis; vesicle fusion. The annotation marks the transcript as partial. The record is from RefSeq and is a predicted model, not a curated record. Lineage: Eukaryota; Fungi; Basidiomycota; Microbotryomycetes; Sporidiobolales; Sporidiobolaceae. The transcript has 3 exons.
GGCGGGCAGCAGGAGCAGCAGUUCGAGAACGAGGAGGACCAGGAGGUCGAGGGCAUCAAGCAGCAGACGCGCUUCAUCAAGCAGGAGUCGCUCGCCUCGACCCGCAACGCCGUCCGCAUCGCCCGCGAGGCCGAGGAGACGGCGAGGGCUACGCUCGACAAGCUCGGCGAGCAGUCGGACCGCAUCGCCAACACCGAGCGUCACCUCGAUCUCGCCAAGGCGCACAACGACCGUGCCGUCGACGAGACCAAGGAGCUCGAGGCGCUCAACAAGUCCAUCUUCCGCCCGACCUUCACGUUCAACAAGCAGGCCAAGCGCGACCGCGAGGAGCGCCGCCUGCUCGACCGCCACAACGCCGAGAAGUCCGAGCGCGAGUCGGUCCGCCGCGAGCAGUACGAGUCGCGUGCGCGCAUCGACUCGACGUUCAACACGAUGGACCGCGACGCCGAGAACGCGGCGCAGGCGCGCAACCGGGCCCGAGCUCGCGGCGCCGAGCGCUCGCGGUACCAAUUCGAGGCGACGGCGAGCGACGACGAGGUCGAGGACGAGAUUGACGGCAACCUCGACGAGCUGAGCGGCGUUGCCGGCAGGCUCAAGAUGCUCAGCAUGACGAUGGGCACCGAGGUGGACCAGCAGAACAAGAAGAUCGGCAAGAUCAGCGGCAAGGUCGACGUCCUCGACAACAACGUCGUCCGCUCGACGCAGCGUCUCGCUCGCGUCAAGUGA